GGGCCCGGCCAUAUGGAUGUGAUUUCUCCGCUCCGAGGCAGACGGGCAGCUCCGCAGCGCUCGGCGCCCGCCCGCCGCCCGCCCGGCCCCCGGCUGCCUCCCUUCCUCCUCCCUCUUUCCUUUACACUCGUUCACUCGCUAGCCCUCGGCGCAUGGGCCCCGCGCCGGGCCCCGGGGCCUCGGCCCGCCGGCCCGCCGGGGUACCCUAGGCCCGGGCGUGGGCGGGGCAGCCCGGCUGACGCAGCUCUGUACCCCACCACCAUCACCAGGGCCGGCGGCGGCGGCUGCCCCGAGGGACAGGGCCCUAGGCGGUGGCUAUGGGGGCCGCCCGGAUCGCGCCCGGCCUGGCGCUCCUGCUCUGCUGCCCGGUGCUCAGCUCCGCAUAUGCGCUGGUGGACGCAGAUGACGUCAUGACCAAAGAGGAGCAGAUCCUCCUGCUGCACCGCGCUCAGGCCCAGUGCGAGAAGCGGCUCAAAGAAGUCCUGCAGAGGCCAGCUGACAUAAUGGAAACAGAUAGAGGAUGGGCAUCUGCGUCCACAUCAGGGAAGCCGAGGAAAGAGAAGGCAUCUGGGAAACUCUACCCUGAAUCCGAGGAGGACAGGGAAGUGCUCCCUGGCACGCGCAGAGGACGCCCCUGCCUGCCUGAGUGGGACCACAUCCUAUGCUGGCCAUUGGGUGCACCGGGUGAGGUGGUGGCCAUGCCCUGUCCUGACUACAUUUACGACUUCAAUCACAAAGGCUAUGCCUAUCGGCGCUGUGACCGAAAUGGCAGCUGGGAGCUGGUGCCUGGGCACAACCGGACAUGGGCCAACUACAGCGAGUGCGUCAAGUUUCUGACCAAUGAGACUCGUGAACGGGAGGUGUUUGACCGCCUGGGCAUGAUCUACACCGUGGGCUACUCCGUCUCGCUAGCUUCCCUCACCGUGGCUGUGCUCAUCCUGGCUUACUUCAGGCGGUUGCACUGCACACGCAACUACAUCCACAUGCACCUGUUCCUGUCUUUUAUGCUACGUGCCGUGAGCAUCUUCGUCAAGGACGCGGUGCUCUACUCUGGCGCCACCCUCGAUGAGGCCGAGCGCCUCACCGAGGAAGAGCUGCGCGCCAUCGCCCAGGCCCCUCCGCCGCCCGCCGCCGCAGCCGCCGGCUACGCUGGCUGCCGGGUGGCUGUGACCUUCUUCCUUUACUUCCUGGCCACCAACUACUACUGGAUUCUGGUGGAGGGGCUGUACCUGCACAGCCUCAUCUUCAUGGCCUUCUUCUCAGAGAAGAAGUACCUGUGGGGCUUCACGGUCUUCGGCUGGGGUCUGCCCGCUGUCUUCGUGGCUGUGUGGGUCGGUGUGAGAGCCACCCUGGCCAACACUGGGUGCUGGGACUUGAGCUCCGGGAACAAGAAGUGGAUCAUCCAGGUGCCCAUCCUGGCCUCCAUUGUGCUCAACUUCAUCCUCUUCAUCAAUAUUGUCCGGGUACUCGCCACCAAGCUGCGGGAAACCAAUGCCGGCCGGUGUGACACGCGGCAGCAGUACCGGAAGCUGCUGAAAUCCACGCUGGUGCUCAUGCCGCUCUUCGGUGUCCACUACAUCGUCUUCAUGGCCACACCAUACACCGAGGUCUCAGGGACGCUCUGGCAAGUCCAGAUGCACUACGAGAUGCUCUUCAACUCCUUCCAGGGAUUUUUUGUCGCCAUCAUAUACUGUUUCUGCAAUGGUGAGGUACAGGCCGAGAUCAAGAAGUCCUGGAGCCGCUGGACACUGGCACUGGAUUUCAAGCGCAAGGCACGGAGUGGGAGCAGCAGCUACAGCUAUGGUCCGAUGGUGUCUCACACGAGUGUGACCAAUGUGGGCCCCCGUACGGGACUCGGCCUGCCCCUCAGCCCCCGUCUACUGCCCGCUGCCACCGCCAAUGGCCACCCCCAGCUGCCCAGCCACACCAAGCCAGGGACCCCGGCCCUCCAGACCACACCACCAGCUGUGGCCGCUCCCAAGGAUGACGGGUUCCUCAACGGCUCCUGCUCAGGGCUGGAUGAGGAGGCCUCGGCCCGGGAGCGGCCCCCCGCCCUGCUGCAGGAGGAGUGGGAGACAGUCAUGUGAUCGGGGGCCCGAGGGUUGGACCUAUGGACGUAAAGGGUGGAUAGACGGACCAAGAAACGGGUGGUUGGACGGUUGCCCACUCAGGGCUGGGCUGGGAGGACAAAACAGGAAAAAAAAAAAAAAAGAAAAAAGGGAAAAGGAAGCAGUGUGUGGCUUCCUAUGGUCUGAGCUGGGGACUCACUCCAGGAGGGAAGGGGGCUGGGAACCAUGGGUCACUUCUGGACGCUCCACUCAGGAGGGGGGUCUAGGAACCAUGGCCAGUCCCUGGGGUCGGGGCAUAGUCCAGCACAAAGGGCCUGGGAGAGGCCAUUGUCUGGGUCAAGAGGCUCAAGUUUGCUGUCACACAGUGACCCAGUGGACCCAUCCAGGAGUUGCCAUCAGUUGCUACUUCAACUGCUCCCCGCAAUUGUACCCAGUCCCCAUAGGGGGCUCAGGCUGCCUUUGGUCCAGGCUCCCCUAAGCUAACUCUCUAUCUGCUCGUCCCCAGUCACUGUCCACCAGGGCUGACAGCAGAUCCCUUGGUUCCCUGAACACAUAACCCAAGCCUGAGGCCCCUGCUACCGGCCCUUUCCUGCCUGUCUGAUGGCCAUGCUGUGCCUCCUGGAAGCCGGGGCAUUCAGGGAGCCCUCCACUCAUGACCUCCAGCCCCGACCCUGGACCUGACUCAUCUCUAGCAACCAGACAGAAGGUGCAGGGGGAGUGCCGGGGCCAUCACGUGAAAGUUGAGCUGGGGUCUGUGUUCUGGCUCAGGAACUGUCAGGAAAGCAGAGGUCUGGACCCAGAGCGCUGGCUGGGGGGGUCUGUAAGCCUCGCACAUCCAUUACUAUGGACCUCAGAUGGCCGUGAGCAUCGCCCCGACACCCACCCACCACCUUACUCGCCCCUUUGGCCCCUGCACAGCCCAGUCUUGGGCCCUAGAAUGGCACAGGCCCUCCUCAGCCUGACACUCUGAGAAGUCACUCACCUGUGCUCCCUGUGUCCCCCUGUGCUCUGGCCAGAACGAGCUUGCCUGGACUGAAGGUGGCCCUGCCUCUGAGCUGGUGCCCCAGCCUGUCCCCUCCUUCCGCUCAUCUCCAGCUCAAACGGUGGUGUUCCGCUCCACAGACUCAGCAUCCGGGAAGUACUCCCGUCUCCACCAGCACCCUCCCCGCCUUUGGGGGCUAGGUGACAGGUCAUGAGGCCAGGGUCACAAGCUGACAUUGGCGUGGUAGCGUGGGCAUAAGACCCAGCCCCACCUGUCCCUCCAGAUAGUGGGCGGGGCAAACAACUGUCCAAAGGCCUGGUGCAGCCUUGGAGCUCCACGUGGCAUGACCUGCUUGGGAUGGUGUGAGAAAGGCUCAGGCCAGGACCUGAAGGGCCACGGACCCAGGCUGAGUAUCAAGAAAUCCUGUGAAUGCCAGAAGUCCUAGAGGGAGAGCCACAUUUAGAAGAGUCCCUGUUCUAAUGUAGAGACCAGAGGAGGUCACACAG
Messenger RNA from Rhinolophus ferrumequinum (greater horseshoe bat), 3557 nucleotides. It is a transcript of the gene PTH1R, whose product is annotated as parathyroid hormone 1 receptor. The transcript has 14 exons. Gene Ontology annotation, biological process: cell surface receptor signaling pathway; intracellular calcium ion homeostasis; adenylate cyclase-activating G protein-coupled receptor signaling pathway. NCBI's taxonomy places the organism in Eukaryota, Metazoa, Chordata, Mammalia, Chiroptera, Rhinolophidae. Gene Ontology annotation, molecular function: parathyroid hormone receptor activity; G protein-coupled peptide receptor activity; peptide hormone binding. Gene Ontology annotation, cellular component: plasma membrane. The record is from RefSeq and is a predicted model, not a curated record. The coding region runs from base 318 to 2087 and encodes 589 amino acids.